AUCGUCGUUGCUAGGAGACAGGAUGCCUCUUUCUGCUCAAGGGCCCUGGCUCGCGGAUAGCCGGGGCUCUCUCUUGCCCGCGGGCUGAAGCCCAAGGUCCCGCUACCACGCAGGGGCAGUUCCGGAAGACCCCUUUCUAUGGGAGUUUUUCUUCUACCCCCUCUAAUGCAAGCCGAGGCAGGCCGAGGCUGCUUGCCCGGAUCCAGCCCCCCGCCCAGCCAUGUCUAAGAAAGGGAAAAAGGCCAAGGCGCCCCUGUCCGAUGAGGAGCAGCUGCUUCUGUUUCAGCGGAAGUUGCUGGCAGAGGAGGAGAUGGCCAAGAAGAAAGAGAGGCUCCUCAGCCAGUUCUUGAAGGACAAGCUGGCCAAGGAGGAGCACAAUAGUGCUCUGAACCUUAAUAAGAUUAACACGCAGUGGAGAACUGUCCUUCGGGAAGUCAAGACCAGAGAGCUUCAUAAGGACAUUGAGAUCCUCAGCCAAACAUUUGGACGAGUGGUGGACUGUAAGGACAAUGUCAUUAAGUCUUUAGCUAAGGACCUGUCUGAAGCUGAGGAACAGUAUGCCCAUGCCCUGCGCAGCCACUUGCACAAUGUUGACCAGCUCUUGGCCCUGCAGAGGCACCGGCUCAACCUCCUGGAGGAAAGUUACAACAUGGAGCUGGAGGCCCUAACCAAGGAGUUUGAGACAGAAAGGAAGACAAUCAUUGACCAACAUGAGAAAGAGAUUCACUACCUACAAGAUGUCUUCAUGGCCAUGGAGCAGAACUAUACAGAUUCUGAGUACGAAAGCAAGCUGGAGUUCCAGAGCAUGUGGGAUGAUCUCAAAAACAAGAAUUUAGAAGAGAAGCACUUUCUAAGACUGCAACUGGAGAACACAGUAGAAGAUCUAUGGAGAAGAUUCCAGGAUGCACUCAGGAAUUACACUGAGGCCACAGAGGAUCGAAAGGUUUCCUUUGAGACCCUGAAGGUGAAGGAUGAGAAGAGCUCCAAAGAGAUUGGAACACAGAUUAAAAAAAUACAGAAACUACAGGAUGCCAUAGCUAUUUCAAAGGGCAAGAUCAUGGUACACAGCCGUGAAAGUGAGGAGCAGAACCAGUAUAUCCGUAACGACAAGGAGUUGGUCCUUGUACAACUGCGAAAACUAAAGGCCCAAAGGACUCAGGCCCGGGCGGUAUCCCAGGAGAACUUAGUCAAACUCACCCUGGAAAGUAAUGCUACUCUCAAGGCCCUGAGAAAGACUGUUGACAAGGGUGAAAAGAUCCUUAAACUUGCUGAGAUAUGUAGGAAAUUUGAAACAGAGGAAGAAAAAGUGCUCCCUUUUUAUUCAUCAAUAUUGACUCCUAAGGAGCAGGAGGAGAUUGAGAAUAACGUAGAGGAGCUUACUGAGGAGCUCACAAAGGUGAUGAUGCACUACAAAGGGAUGGAGAAUUUCUGGAAAAGGUACAAUAAAGUGAAACUGGAGCAACUGAGUCUCCAACACAGGCGAACCCAACUGUUAGAAAUUAAUGGGAAGCUGCGGGAGAUGCUCAAGCAGUACUUGGAUGGCAUCUCAGUGAGUGAUGAAGUGCUGAGCCAGCUCAACCCACUCUUCAUAGUUAACCAUCGAAGCAACUUACCCCAGCCUUUGCCCACACUUACAGCCCAGCCAGGUGACAAACAACCUCCAACCACUUACAACAUCAUUGAAGCAGCCCACAUGAUCUCCCAUACCCUGUGAUCUAAGGAGAAAAUGUCUUUUCAACCCCCAGAGUUUUGUUUUGUUUUGUUUUGUUUUUUGAGAAACAUAGGACUUUGCUAUUAAAUAUUUCCAUGGAGUUUA
Galeopterus variegatus (Sunda flying lemur) is the source of this 1816-nucleotide messenger RNA. RefSeq names its product coiled-coil domain containing 65 (gene CCDC65). The transcript has 8 exons. Gene Ontology annotation, biological process: cilium-dependent cell motility; regulation of cilium movement; axonemal dynein complex assembly. Gene Ontology annotation, cellular component: axoneme; axonemal dynein complex. Bases 221 to 1714 code for a protein of 497 amino acids. The record is from RefSeq and is a predicted model, not a curated record. Lineage: Eukaryota; Metazoa; Chordata; Mammalia; Dermoptera; Cynocephalidae.